This is a messenger RNA of Exophiala viscosa, 1443 nucleotides long. Its product is annotated as sorting nexin-4. Gene Ontology annotation, cellular component: early endosome; phagophore assembly site. NCBI's taxonomy places the organism in Eukaryota, Fungi, Ascomycota, Eurotiomycetes, Chaetothyriales, Herpotrichiellaceae. The coding region runs from base 1 to 1443 and encodes 480 amino acids. The record is from RefSeq and is a predicted model, not a curated record. Gene Ontology annotation, molecular function: phosphatidylinositol binding. Gene Ontology annotation, biological process: endocytic recycling; protein transport; piecemeal microautophagy of the nucleus. The transcript is spliced from 2 exons.
AUGGACGACCAUGGCGACUUUGACAAUGUAUCGUGGCAACGAGAAGAUGCUCCUCCCGAGUCAUCUGUUGCGUUUCAAGCGAACCUACCUGACAGACCUGCAACCGGUCGAAGAAGCGAGAGUAUGUCCAGUGAGCCACAGGCCGGUGAAGAGGCGGACGCCGUCGAUCUAGCAGGAAUAGGUCGAGAAGGAAUACUUGAAGUGACCGUCGACCAACCUCUCAAAGAGAACGACGGCACGAAAGAUGCAUACGUAUCAUAUUUGGUUACUACACAUACAGACUUCAAGACGUUCCAGAAGUCAGAGUUCUCCGUCCGGCGACGCUUCACAGACUUCGUAUUCCUACGGCAAGCCCUACACCGAGAUUAUCAGGCGUGCGCAAUUCCCCCUCUACCCGAAAAGAACAAUAUGGCCUACGUCCGCGGCGACCGUUUCAGCACGGAGUUUACGCAGCGAAGAGCAUGGUCAUUACACCGAUUUCUCAAACGGUGCACACUGCAUCCCGUCCUACGCAGAGCACCCAUCUUAAUCCUCUUCCUCGAAACCGCCGACUGGAAUGCUCAAAUGCGAAACAGACCUUCACGGAGUAACACCAUUGAAGCGGCGGCCAACGCAGCGGCGCCAACGGGGUUCUUCGAUAACGUCGCAGACACCAUGCUCAACGCCUUCUCCAAAGUGCACAAGCCCGACAAGAGAUUCAUCGAAGUCACGGAGCGGGCGAACAAACUUGACGAGGAUCUCGCUCAUGUAGAAAAGAUAAUAGCCAGAGUCGCUCGGCGGGAAGGGGACCUGGAGACCGACUACGCGGAUCUAGCCUCGAACAUGCGGAAACUUACACCUCUCGAGCCGACCAUCGAAGCCCAGUUACAGACUUUUGCAGGCUGCAUCGAAGAAACGUCCAGGGGAUGGAAAGGGGUGAAAGAUCAUACAGAUCAAAACUACCUCGGCAGUCUACGGGACAUGGAAGCCUACAUCAACUCGGUAAAGGGCCUCUUGAAAACCCGAGAACAGAAGCAACUCGAUUUCGAGGGGCUUACGGAAUACCUGCAAAAAGCCACGGCCGAGCGCGAUUCUCUCGCGUCAAACAACCCCUACUCUCACGGCUCCAAUCUAAACCCCGCCACAUUUAUCCGGAACAAAGUUGAGGACAUGAGAGGUGUCGACCACGAUACAGCACGGAGAGAACGAGCGCGGAAACUGGAGCUGAGGAUUGCUGAGCUGAAUCGUGAAGUCGACAGCGCCAAGGGGACAAGCGAAAUGUUCGAUGAGCAGGUUGUUCGCGAAGUUGCGGACUUUGAACGGAUAAAGGGCCUGGAGUUUAGGGACAGUCUGGGAGCAUUGGCGGUACAGCACAUUGAUUUCUACCAGAGUGUCAUUUCGACAUGGGAGCGAUUCUUGAUCGAUAUGGAUGCGGACAAUAAGGACAAGGGCAGGGCGACCUGA